AUGGGUAUUGACAAGAAUGAGACGGUCGCUAUCCUUGGUGCCGGGGCCUGGGGCCUGUCAACUGCGCUGCAUAUGUUGAAUGCAGGAUACACAAAUAUCACAGUCUUUGAUCAGUGCACCGAGAUACCUUCGCCUUUUUCUGGGGCAUACGAUUUGAAUAAGAUUGUCCGAGCUGAGUACGAAGAUAAUUUCUACACUGAACUGGCGCUGGAGGCUAUACGUGAAUGGAAAACUCCUUUCUGGGGAGCUAACUUCCAUCAAGUCGGCUAUGUUCUCGCAACUUCAGGCGCUGCACCCGAGAAGGCAGUCAAACAUCUACAGGAUGCACUUCUGUCGGUCAAGGAUCAUCCUGUUUUUGCUCCAGGGAUUACUAUGCUCAAUGAGCACGAAGAUUUCAAGAAUGUGUAUUGGCAAUUUUCCGGGCCUAUGCGUGGCUUCAAGGGAUACUUCAAUCGUCUUGCCGGAUAUGCACAUUCAUCCAACGCUAUGAGAGACAUUCACCAGUACCUCGUCGGCAAAGGGGUCAAAUUCGUGCUGGGGUCGAAAGAAGGAAAGGCGGUGAGGCUUCUAUACAACGAAAACGAGACUCCUGCCGAGAGGCGAUGCAUAGGAUUCCAGGCAGCGAAUGGACAGAUUCAUCACGCCCGACGCACCAUUGUAUGUCUAGGAGCCUGGGCAGCCACCCUUCUCCCAAGCCUGGGUUCCUUUGUCGUUGCCAAAUGUUGGUCAGUGGCUCACGUCCAACUCUCAGAACGAGAGUGUGACUACCUCCGAGGAAUCCCCGUCCUCAAUAUUCGAGACCUAGGAUUCUUCUUUGAGCCAGACCCAACCUCGAGGCUCCUCAAACUGUGUCCUCUCGGUGCAGGGUACAUAAACUCAGACAAGGACACCUCGAUAUCACUACCGCCCACGGACUCACUGCAGUUACCGAAGGACUAUAUACCGUUCUCAGAUGAGCAAAAGCUGAGAAGGUUGUUGAAACAGACGCUGCCAUGGUUAGCAGAGCGCCCCUUUGUGGACAAGAAAAUGUGCUGGUUUGCAGACACAUCAGACUCAGAAUACUGCAUUGACUUCGUGCCAGGCACUGGAGACUCGCUGAUCGUGAUGUCGGGAGACUCAGGACAUGGUUUCAAGAUGAUGCCAAUUGUCGGUCACUGGGCCGUGAAGCUCCUGGAAGAUGGACGGCAAGUCCUAUCUCGGUGGCAAUGGAAACAAAGCCAGGGGAGAGGGGGAAAGCAGUGGGGAGACGAGGGAGAACCCAUCGGAGCUUUGCCUGGCAUGGCUUCUCUUCGCUCAGAUACCCUCCGUGUUUCAGUGAGCGUUCGACAGUCUCUGCGCAUUGCUCGCGCCCAACGGAAAUCUCAUUCCUCUACUCACUCCCAAACAGUCAUCAACCCUGGAGCUGUAAAGGAGUCCUCCAAUACUGGAUCGACAAACUCGGGUACUUUUGCGGCGCCUCCGCUGGCACGCCUUUCAGCCUCGAGCAUCCUUCGCACCUUGCUAUUGAGUGCCUUCUUCACCUCCCCGCUGCUCUUCAGGCCCGGAUUUGCUUUGUUCCAGAAAAUUGCUCAUUCGCAAUCGGCAUGGCUGAAUCCAGACCGGAAUCCAUUGCUUCGAGCUGGUAUCCACCCCCUGAUCUACAAGCAGUUCUGCGCUGGCAGGAAUCGGACAGAAAUUGAACAAACAUCUUCCGAGAUCAGACGACUGGGAUUCUCUGGGGUGGUGUUGUGCUACGGUAAGGAAGUCCAAGUGGAGGGCGACAGGUUUGUCGGUCAGAAUGAGAGACAAGCGUUGGAAAUGGGGAAGGAAAUCGACCAGUGGGCGGAAGGUAACCUUGCGACUUUGGAGAUGACUGGACAGGGGGACUGGCUGGGGAUCAAAUAUAGUGGCGCCGGGACACAUGUCACAAAAGCCCUGAUGAAGGGUGAAAAGGCUCCAGUCAAGUUUGUCGAAGCCAUGGAGAAAAUUUGCCAACGUGCUGCUGCCAAAGACUGCCGUAUAUGGAUCGAUGCGGAGCAGCAAGCGUUGCAACCGAGCAUCGACCAAUGGACCUUCGAUCUCAUGCGUCGAUACAAUCGGCCCGGCCGUCAAGCCCUGAUAUACAACACAGUCCAGGCAUACCUCAAAUCCUCGCGAGACAAAGUACAAGACCAACUUCAGCUUGCGCGGAAGCAAGGCUGGCGGUUAGGCAUCAAGCUAGUCCGUGGCGCUUACAUUAACAAUGAUAUCCGGGAGGCAAUCCAUGACACCAAGGCGGAGACAGAUGCGUCGUACGAUGGUAUCGUCGAGGACCUCCUUUGUGGGAAGUUUCCGGCCAUGACCCACCAAGAGUCGGUAGAACUUGACCUAUUACUGGCAGGUCACAACGCCGACACAAUUCGGAGGGCAGCUCGUCUGGCGUCCAAAUUGGCCGCUCAGUCACAGUUGAAGGUGGUUCCGGAGUUCGGGCAGCUACAAGGGAUGGCUGACGACAUAGGGUGCGAGCUACUCCAGAUGGCAGAUGAUAUUAAGAGGGACAGUAGUCUGCCCCAGGCCAAUACUUAUAUUCCCAAAGUAUACAAGUGUCUGACCUGGGGCAGCAUUCAGGAAUGCAUGCAAUACUUGACACGCAGGCUCGUUGAAAAUCGAGGUGCGGCCGACCGAAUGAAAGUAGGUGCCGCUGAGUUUCGGAGAGAACUUCUGCAUUAA
Fonsecaea erecta is the source of this 2688-nucleotide messenger RNA. RefSeq lists its product as hypothetical. The record is from RefSeq and is a predicted model, not a curated record. The transcript has 5 exons. Gene Ontology annotation, molecular function: proline dehydrogenase activity; FAD binding. Lineage: Eukaryota; Fungi; Ascomycota; Eurotiomycetes; Chaetothyriales; Herpotrichiellaceae. The coding region runs from base 1 to 2688 and encodes 895 amino acids. Gene Ontology annotation, cellular component: mitochondrion.